This is a messenger RNA of Aspergillus ochraceoroseus IBT 24754, 1074 nucleotides long. Its product is annotated as C2H2-type zinc finger protein. The annotation marks the transcript as partial. Gene Ontology annotation, biological process: regulation of transcription by RNA polymerase II. The transcript has 2 exons. The record is from RefSeq and is a predicted model, not a curated record. Gene Ontology annotation, cellular component: nucleus. Gene Ontology annotation, molecular function: DNA-binding transcription factor activity, RNA polymerase II-specific; RNA polymerase II cis-regulatory region sequence-specific DNA binding. NCBI's taxonomy places the organism in Eukaryota, Fungi, Ascomycota, Eurotiomycetes, Eurotiales, Aspergillaceae.
AUGGCAGAAUCUCCUGGCUCCCCCCUCUCCUCUAUCGUCUCCGACGAAAUGUCAGAUCGCGAAGACUCCAAGCAGGGCUUCUCACCCUCUGCAUCCAACAUGCCCCCUUCAAAGCGUCGCCGCACCGGCAUGGCUUCCUGGGAUCGCAACACGCCCGUUUCGGCAUCAUUCCAGGAUGAUUUACUUCCUCCUCCGUCGCCAUCAAGCUCCAUCUCGUCCGACACGUCCGGUGAAAUUCGCAACUCGCCCAACACCUUUGCCCUCAUAGGAGCAACCCAGGACGAGGACUAUAGCGGCCAAUGCAACGACCAGGUCACUAUCUGUCGGUGGGAUGGAUGCGGUUCUAGAGACCUCGGGAACAUGGACGGUCUCGUCCAACAUAUUCACAAUGAGCAUGUCGGUAGCCGGCAGAAGAAAUACUCCUGCGAAUGGUCCGAUUGUCCUCGGAAGGGCCAAACGCAUGCGAGCGGCUACGCACUGCGCGCACACAUGAGGAGCCAUACAAGAGAAAAGCCAUUUUACUGUGCGCUUCCAGAAUGCGAUCGCAGUUUCACCCGCUCCGAUGCUCUCGCAAAACACAUGAGAACAGUCCAUGAAACUGAAGCUCUCCGUCCCUCUGACCCCGUCCCCAAGCGCCACGAUCUUCCCUCCGCCGCAGGUACUCCGGUCGGAACCCCAGUAAGCAAGCUCCAGCGCAUCAGACUAAAGCUAUCACAUCCGCCGAAGGAUGAUGUGGAGCGCUACAGUGAAAGCGUCAACGGGGACGCGAUCGAAACGGAGGACCUUGAUGAGUUCGAGCUACCCGGAUUUGGCUCCGAAGGUGGCUUUGAUGACCAUGAGCUCGAGAUGAACCCACAUCAGCUGUAUAGGCUUCUGCGCCGACAAAUUCACUGGGCAGAAAAAGAAGGGUCAACGCUACGGGGUGACUGGGACAAGAUCAGACCAAAGAGGAAAGACGCAUGGCUAGAGAAAGAAGCAAUCUUCGAUGACUUGAUUGACGCUGAACUCCGUCUGCUCAGCGCUUUAGUCAACAACAAGGAAGCUGCCGUGUCGUCGACUACACCAACAAACGGG